This is a messenger RNA of Mauremys mutica (yellowpond turtle), 2097 nucleotides long. RefSeq lists its product as uncharacterized. The record is from RefSeq and is a predicted model, not a curated record. The coding region runs from base 720 to 1490 and encodes 256 amino acids. NCBI's taxonomy places the organism in Eukaryota, Metazoa, Chordata, Testudines, Geoemydidae. The transcript has 8 exons.
CUGAAAUCUUCCUCCUUGAGGCUGAUUUUUUUCCAGGCCUGGGCUCCAUUUGAAAGUGACAUUUUUCUUCUCUCUGUAAAGCCAAAAUGGUUGUGCAGUUUUUGAAUACAAGGGUGGGGAUAAACUCUGCCUUCCACACCAAGGUCACAGAGGUAGCCUGUGGCAGAGCCAGCAACUGAAUCCAGGUCUCCUGAGGACAAGCCCAGUGUUUUAAGAAGACAAGACCAUCCAUCCUCCACAAGUGACUAUUAGUUGCCUGGUAAUUUAGUCUACUGGGAUCUACAAUGUAGGAGAAGUGAAAUGAGUGCAACCCUAAUUUUCUAUGCCCGUCCCCUGCAGCACACAAGCCCCCUUUAGUCCUCACCACACCCCCGCCUCACUACAAUUAUCCCCAAUUUACAGAGGGGAAACUGAGCACGGAGCGACUCUGUGACUUGCUCAAGACUGCAGCACAGCCAGGCCUUGCACCAAAACCUCCAGUGUCCCAUGGCAGCAGCUUGCCCACAAGCAUGGACUUCCUCAUCCGUCAGGUAGCCCCGGCUCUGCAUCAGAUGGUUCCUCUUGCCUCUGAGGAGGCUGCAUCCCUCAGUUGUCACCUUGUGAAGGCUCUUCAAGUGAAGCAGUGUGGGGUUGGAAUGAGCUGACUCAUCCUCUCAGACGUUCCAGUGAUACUUAUCUCCUGUUUGACAGAAGCUGGCAGGAUCCAGGAGGAAGCUCAUAUGGGCGGUUGGCUCUGGGAUCCACGGCUGAGCAGAGAAGUCUGGGGUGGAGCCGGCUCUGGCAGCAGGGAGCAUGGCAGGAUCAGGACUUCCAGGGAGAGAACGAACUCUGGGAGACGUUCCCCUGAGGAAGGCAAAGCAGGCAUAGCUCAGAAGCCAGUGAUGACACUUAACUAUUUCAAGGCUCAUCCCAGAAGUAUUUGGCUGGGACAUCGAUGCCGGGAAAGGGAGGAACUCCAUUGUGAACUGGCCGGAUGGCCAAGGCACCACCAUAGCAGACCACUGGAAGUCCUGAGAAGAGCAAGACAAUUGCUGAAAUGCCAUGUCAUGCCACUUGGGGGGGGCGCACCGAGCUGGUGUCCAUCUUCUCCAGUAAAUGCUCCUAGAACUCACUUCAGGGGCUUGGACAAUCACAGUGCCAGGAACUGGAACCUCUCUCCAUGUAUGUCACAGGGUGAGACUAGACUGGAUCAGGACGUGUGUGUUGCAGCUCUCUGCCUUCAUCCACCUUUCAGCCCCCGAAAAGCCUCACAGCCGUACAAGCAAAUAACAUCCUCUGUAGUAAUAACCGUCACAGAACUGCCCGUCAACCAAAAAAAUCGAUUCUUCACACAGCUGCUACGGAAGACCCCUUGUCUCAAACACGAAGAGACCAUGGAACGGGCAUGGACACACACACAGACACACACACAGAGGAGACAAUGGACCAGGUCCUCAGCUGGCGUGAAUCUGACCACACUCCAGUGGCGCUCCACUGACUUAUACCCAUGAGAAUCUGGACCAGCGACUCUUCCGAGACUGGGGUCCCCAUAUGUCUCUGUCCAUUGUGUGUUCUGUGGUAUGGCAGACUGUGCCUUUAAGGGUUGAUGGAGAGUCCGGGCAGGGCUGCGAGAAGCUCUUGUUGUGCUCGGGUGGUUGGAACCAGACAGAACAGAGCAGAGUUCUUGUGAGCUCCCUACAUACUGAGUGAUCCCUGAGAGUCACAUCCUCUGCCCGGCCUCUCUGUCUCCCCCCCUGAAAGCGCAGGAGAUUGCCUUUGCCUUUACAGCCUUGUCUCCCCUCCCUCCACGAUUUCUCCUCGCCCUCCACUUUUUAUCUUCUGCCUCCUGCCAAUCAGCAGGCGUUUAAUCCCCUCUUUCCACCAGCCCUGGGGGCAGCCUGGGAAGUGUUAUCUGAUGCCCUUGAGACAAGGACUUCUCACCAUCCCCCUGCGAUUCUCCACCCUCUCCAGUUACCGAGAAGGGCGCACACUCUUCCAGCUGAGCGCAGCUCCCUUAGCAUAAUGACGCUGCCAUGCUUGUUAGGCUGUUCCCCCUCCAGCUGACCUGAGGGUGCAUGCUGCAUAACAAUGUAAACUGCAGGGAAGCCGCUGUGCAGA